Messenger RNA from Paramecium sonneborni, 883 nucleotides. The record is from the annotation of a GenBank genome assembly. NCBI's taxonomy places the organism in Eukaryota, Ciliophora, Oligohymenophorea, Peniculida, Parameciidae.
AAUCCAUAUAAUGUAAAGACAAUAAUAUGUUUUUGAAGAUGGCAGUAUAUAUUAAGGCUAAUGGUUAAACAAUAAAUAGAAUGGUGAAGGGAAAUAAGUAUAUCCUGAUGGGAGUACUUAUGAAGGCUAUUGGAGUAAUGGAAUGAAAAAUGGGAAAGGAAUUUAUUAAUAUUCUGAUGGUAGUUAAUAUUUUGGUAUGUGGAAGGAUGAUUAAAAACAUGGUUAAGGGAAAUACAAAUAUAAAGAUGGUAGUUAUUAUGAUGGAUAAUGGCAAAGUAAUGCUUAGUAAGGAUAAGGAAAGUUUGUUAAUACUGAUAAUAGUUAAUAUGAAGGAUAAUGGUUGAAUGGAAAGAAACAUGGAGUUGGCAGAUAUUAUUAUUUGGAUGGAAGUGUUUAUGAAGGAAAAUGGGAAAAUGGAUAAAAAAAUGGUUUAGGAAAAAUGUAAUACAAAAAUGGGAGUUUUUAUAAAGGAAUGUGGAAAAAUGAUUAAAAGAAUGGCAAAGGAUUUUACAAAUAAUAAGAUAGGAGUUGUUAUGAAGGAGAAUGGUUAAAUAAUAAAUAAAAUGGUGUUGGUAAAUAAACUUAUUAAGAUGGAAGUAUUUAUGAAGGUGAAUGGUAUAAUGCUUAGAAAAAUGGAAAUGGAAAAUAUAAAUAUCCUGAUGGUAGUUACUAUUCAGGAUAAUGGAAGGAUGGAUUAAAACAUGGUUUUGGAAAAUAUAAAUUUACUGAUGGAAGUUCAUAUGAAGGAGAAUGGGAAAAUAAUUAAUAACAUGGUUAAGGAAUCUUUAUUUAAUAAGGAGUAUAUAAAAAAGGUAUUUGGAUAGAUGGAAUAUUAACUGAUAUAAUUAGUUGUGAUAAAUCUAGAAAUAGCAUUGAAAUUUGA